Sphaeramia orbicularis (orbiculate cardinalfish) is the source of this 5252-nucleotide messenger RNA. RefSeq names its product c-Maf inducing protein (gene cmip). The coding region runs from base 654 to 3107 and encodes 817 amino acids. Gene Ontology annotation, cellular component: cytosol; nucleoplasm. Lineage: Eukaryota; Metazoa; Chordata; Actinopteri; Kurtiformes; Apogonidae. The transcript is spliced from 21 exons. The record is from RefSeq and is a predicted model, not a curated record.
CCGGUAUCACAUGAACGAGCAGGGACCAAUCGGCUGUGCGCUGCCGGAGAGUGCUGGCUCCUUUACACCAAGAUAGGGGAGAAAAGACUGAAUAAAAGGAAACCGUGCCAGUGAGCUUGUAAUGACCACAAAAGCCCACGGAGGAGCCUAGAGCCGCCGCCAUUGGAUAUUUCGGUGUUUUAUCCUGACUUUCGUGCGCUCCUGGCUGUGGAUUAGUGCGUUUGGCACCGGGGCGGACGGAAUGGAUAAGGCCAUGGCCCUAACAUAUUGAAUAGCUCGUUGGUGGUGGGGGGGGCGGCGAGACGCGCACCGUGGAGACAAUUCAUGGGGCAUUGUGAGAGGAGGAAAAUGGUGGAUUAUUUGCACUGUAUAUAAAACCUUUUCCCUGCGUGGAUAUCCUGCCAUAAGACACUGUUUGGCGGCCUGUCUCGGCUGUGUCUCCACUAACUGAGGUCGUGUUCCAGCGGUAGGUAGAUAGGUACCCCCACCCCCCCUACAGCCCGAUCCGACGACCUUAUCAUUUCUGUUUGAUAUAUAUAUAUAUUUAUAUAUAUGUGUGUGUGCGUAUUUAUGUGUAGAUUCUGGUGAGGCGUUCAGGCUCCCCUCCCCGAAGGUAACAUUUGGAAACAAUAAACUGUUGGAUUACUUGAACUAUGGAUUUCAACAGCGGCAGUGGCGGCGGCGGCGGUGGGGGCAACGAGCUCCACAACAACCAGUUCUAUCAAUGCGAGGAGAACAAGCCUCUGCUGGGGGAGAUGUCGGAAGGGAAUAAUAACACCAAGCUGGGCGCAGGGCCGUGCAAGAGGAGCCUGCACCACUGCAGCAGCAGCGGGAUGCGAUACAAGCUGCUGCACGAGGGGGACAUCCAGGUGUGCGUGGUCAAACACCCCCGCACCUUCCUCAGUAAGAUCCUCACCUCCAAGUUCCUGCGGAGAUGGGAGCCGCACCACCUGACGCUCACGGACAGCAGCCUGACCUCAGCCACGCCCACCGGUUACAUGGAGACGUCAUUGUCCUACAGCUCUAUAGAAGACCUGCAGCUCCUGUCGUGGGACAACGCUCCCAAGUACUGCGUCCAGCUCAGUUUCCCAGGUGGCACCGUCCUGCUGCAGGCUGCAAACAGCUACUUACGGGACCAGUGGUUUCACUCUUUGCAGUGGAAGAAAAAGAUCUACAAGUACCGUAAAGUCCUGAACAACCCGAGUCGCUGGGACGUGGUGCUGAAGGAGAUCCGAGCGCUGGUUGACAUGGCUUUGACUUCGCCGCUGCAGGAUGAGUCCAUCCACCAGGCUCCGCUGCACAUCAUCUCCACCCUGCUGGCUGAGAAUUCUAACCUCAGCCCUCAGGAUCAUGAGAACAUCAUAGUUGCCAUUGCUCCUCUUCUGGAAAACAACCACCCACCACCUGACCUGUGUGAGUUCUUCUGUAAGCAUUGUAGGGAGAGACCACGAUCGAUGGUUGUGAUUGAAGUGUUCACUCCUGUGGUCCAGAGAAUCCUCAAACAUAACAUGGACUUUGGGAAGUGCCCUCGACUGCGCCUUUUCACUCAGGAGUACAUUCUGGCUCUGAACGAGUUGAACGCUGGGAUGGAGGUCGUCAAGAAGUUCGUCCACAGCAUGCACGGGCCGACGGGCCAAUGCCCUCACCCGCGUGUCCUGCCAAACCUGGUGGCGGUGUGCCUCGCUGCCAUUUACUCCUGUUAUGAGGAGUUCAUUAACAGUCGGGAUAACUCCCCCAGCCUCAAAGAGAUCAGGAACGGCUGCCAGCAACAGAACGACCGCAAACCCCCCAUGCCUCUCCGCCUUCUGCGCCCUGAGCCUCCCACGCCGCCGCCCACCACCCUGCUGCCCCUCUCCACCAACCCCGCCCCCCCUCAGCCUCCUCCCAACACCUCCCCGAACCCGCCUCCGUCCAUCCCCAUCACCUCCCCGACGCCCACCCUGCCCCUGUCCCCACCCCCCUCCGUCGUCAACUCCAGCGAGAUCCUGGUGGAGCUGGAGCGCAACAACAACUCUGCCAACACCAAGCGGAAGGCGGGGCCAUCGGGCGGCGACAGCGAACCCAACCUGAUCGACUGUCUGCUGGUCAGUCCUGCCGUCAACACGCUGUCCAUCCAACUGCCAGCGCAGGCCGACCGGGUGCUGGGCUGCUUUGCUCUCAUCCUCAAAAUGCUGUCGGACUACGAUGACUGGAGACCUGCCCUGGCCAGCCUCCUGCAGCCCAUCCCCUUCCCAAAAGAGGCCCUUGCACAUGCCAAAUUCACAAAGGAGCUCAAGUAUGUCAUUCAGAGGUUUGCUGAGGACCCGAGGCAGGAGGUGCAUUCCUGCCUCCUCAGUGUGCGUUCAGGUAAAGACGGCUGGUUCCAGCUCUAUAGUCCUGGAGGUGUGGCCUGUGACGACGACGGGGAGCUAUUCGCCAGUAUGGUGCAUAUACUCAUGGGCUCCUGCUACAAAACCAAGAAGUUCCUCCUUUCUCUGGCUGAAAAUAAGCUGGGGCCCUGCAUGUUGCUGGCCCUACGUGGAAAUCAGACCAUGGUGGAGAUUUUGUGCCUGAUGCUGGAGUACAACAUCAUCGAGAACAAGGACACGCAGCUACAGAUCAUUUCUACCCUGGAGAGCACCCAAGUGGGCCUUCGCAUGUACGAGCAGCUCUGCGAUCGACAGAGAGAGCUCAAAGAACUGCAAAGGAAAGGAGGCCCCACCCGGCUGACUCUGCCCUCCAAGUCCACGGACGCCGACCUGGCCCGUCUGUUGAGUUCGGGUUCUUUUGGGAACUUGGAGAACCUGAGCCUGGCCUUCACCAACGUCACCAGUGCCUGUGCCGAGCAACUCAUCAAGCUGCCGUCAUUGAAACAGCUCAACCUCUGGUCCACACAGUUCGGGGAUGCUGGGCUGCGGUUGUUGUCGGAGCAUCUAGCCUGUCUUCAGGUGUUAAACCUGUGUGAGACUCCAGUCACUGACGCUGGUCUCCUGGCUCUCAGCUCCAUGAAGAGUCUGUGCAGUCUGAACAUGAACAGCACCAAGCUCACAGCCGACACAUACGAAGACCUCAAGGCCAAACUGCCCAACCUGAAAGAUGUGGAUGUCCGGUACACAGAGGCCUGGUGAUCGACCGCAUUCACACACCCACGUACAUAUCCACACACACACACACACACACACACACACAACCCCACACAUUUACCCAGGACCUCUGUCAUCAUCCUGGCAUGAGGAUGACCCCCUUCCCAUCAGCCUCGGAUGUCAUAACCACGAAGGAACUGUGGGCAUCAGAUUUUUUUUAGCUUUUACAGACCUCGUGGUUCACCCCCGUACAUCCGGCACUGACGUUUCCAAGGACCUUGUUGUUACCGACACGAUCAGAGGACACACAAGGACCCGCUAUGUAGUGACAUAAGGGACCCCCCACCCCAAACAAAACCCCUCUAAACACUUUCAUAUUCAGUCAGAAUCCCCUCGCGCGCCUUCGUGCGAUGAAGUCUGGAUUUAGCAGGUCACAUUCCAGUUCUUCUACUGAUCGGAUCCGCAAUGUAGCCCCCCCCUCCAGCCCCCCGACCCCCCUUUAAAAAGGACCCCAGCCCCAUUUCUCCCUCUUUCUCUUGGGUCCUCUUCAGCUUCAAGUUUUCAGGUUCAGAUUCCGGCCUUUUUCCAGUCUUUCAUUGGGAAAAAUGAGGUGCUACCUCUGGGAAAAACAACAAAAAAAAAAAGUUGCAAGACUGUGCCUAUUCCUCACGCGUUCACACACACAAAAAAAGAAAAAAAAAAAAGAAGUUUUUAUCAACUUGAAUGAACAUAUUUUUCCAGACAUCUGUGCUUUCAUAGAUUGUGUGUUUCUAUAUAAAACCUAUGUAUGGAUAUAAUCCCCAGUGACAUGUUUUUUGGGAGGUCUGCAGAAAGUGAAACAGCAAUGGAGACAUUUGUUCCUUUUUUAAAUUGUUUUCAGUGUAAAUACUGAUGUCCCAUCACUAUUUAAUAGGACAGUUGUGUAGCAGUAGCUGGGUGGUCUGGGACCGCCUCAUAUUUAUAAGUUGUAUCCUUAACUCUGUCUCCUGAAUUUAGUCCUGACAAAGAACACACGCCUUGUCGUCUUCUGUUUGUUGUUUUUUUGGAUUUUUUUUUUUUUUUGCAACAUAUAAGACAAGAAGCCAAGCGAGAGGGCGCCCGUCUCCGCCCCACGCCAUGAUGGUAACACACAGACUGGACCUGUAAACACCACCCAUCACCAGCUGAGAGUUUGUAUAUUUUCAUAUCCUCUGCUUUUUUUGGCUCUGUUGUACAGACAGUCGGUUGGAAAUUUAAAAAAAGAAAAACUAAUAAGGACACUUGCCAAACACCGGGUUUGUUGUUGUUUCUAAUCAAAGGGAGUCGGCCGUUGGCGGUAAAUCCCGCCGAAGUGUCACGUCGGGGUCUUGAGCUGGACUGCGGAUGCCUCUGGUUCCCUCCUUUUUUCUUUUUCUUUCAUAUUUCUCGUUUCUCCUUCCAUCACGUCGCCCAGUCUCCCUCUGUUUUUGGACUCUUCUGCUGUAUUUUCUCUGCCAUAACACACGGGUUCAGACGUUUGGGACAAAAUGACUGUACAUACUGUAUUCCUCAUAUCACAACGCAAUGAAAAGGGACAAAAAAAGAAUGAAAGGAAAACAAAUGGCAGCACAUACAUUGUCUACAUUCCCUUCAAAUGUUGCCAGUUUAUUGUGGCAACAUCUCAACUGCAACUGUUAGAUUACUGGGUUGAUUUGUCUUCGCCGCCCCUGAAAAAUCCACUUACACCCUUUUCUUCUUGGUUUUUCCUUCUCCCGGUCAGCGGAGCUCUGACUGCAUCCAUCCUUUUUUUUUUGUAUUUAUUUUUUUGUGGAGUGCUCCGGAUGUUUCGAGGCAGACGCCGCCGUCGCCGUGGCAGCACAAAGACAGGAAAUGCCGUCCGCUACUAUACAAGAUAUUUUCCUAUUUAUUGGGUGCCAUGACAGUUUUCUCUGUUGGGCCUGUGAGACUGGGUUUGGCCGCCUGUGGGUCUGGCUUUAGGACCGCUUCUCUCUUUCAUAUCCUGUAUGAUGUACAUACGAGUGUAUAUAGUCGCCUCCUCAUCCCCUUCCUCCUCCUCCUCUUCAUCUCUCAGCCUGGCUCUUAUCAGCGGGCUACUGUUGCCUUCAUCUUAACAACGUGUGUGUGGUUGUUGUUUAUUUUUCAUACAAAGUGCACUGUAAUCUAAAAAAAAAAAAAAAACAGAAAUUCAACGCAUUAUGUCUUUUAAGUUUU